Molecule: messenger RNA, 1628 nt
Organism: Xenopus laevis (African clawed frog)
Lineage: Eukaryota; Metazoa; Chordata; Amphibia; Anura; Pipidae
Gene: sult1c1.2.L
Product: sulfotransferase 1C4
Exons: 8
Coding region: 261-1151 (296 amino acids)
Source: RefSeq, a predicted model, not a curated record
ACACUGCAGGGAGGGGAUGGGGGAAAGGAGGUCAGACAGAAAAGUGUAGAACAGAGAAGGGAAAACAAUCAGUAAGGGGGAUCCAAUGUCUGCAGGGAAGGACUGAGUGUGACAUCACAGACACGCCCAUGACUCCUCCCCCAGGGGCAGUUUCUCUGUUACUGAGGCAGAAAUUGCGGGCAAGUGCACAGCCUCAUACUGGAAAGUGCUGGAGAAGAAGCAAAGGGAAGGGAUGAGCAGAGGUUUCACCCAAAAGCAGUAUGGAUCCAGCAGUAACGGAAGAAAUGGUAAAGGGAAUGGAGAAUUUCCAGUUUACUAUGGGCCAUAUUGAGGGGGUAUCACUGCCGAGCACCCUCUGUGAUGUCUGGGACUCUAUAUGUAAUUUCCAGGCCCGGGAGGACGACAUCCUCAUCGCUACCUACCCCAAAGCAGGGACAACGUGGAUGCAGGAGAUCGUGGAUCUGAUAUUACAAGAGGGAGAUGUGCAGAAGAGCAUGAGGGCCCCAAUUUUUAUCAAAGUGCCCUUCAUAGAGAUAGUACCACCGAAGCCCAUGCCAUCAGGUGUGGAGUUGGCACAAAAGAUGGCAUCUCCUCGUAUCCUAAAAACUCACUUCCCAAUUAAUCUGGUUCCACCCUCCUUUCUGGAGAAAAAGGUCAAGGUUGUCUAUGUUGCCAGAAAUGCCAAGGACUGUAUGGUUUCUUAUUAUUACUUCCAGAAGAUGAACAAGAUUCUGCCAGACCCCGGAACCUGGGAUAGUUAUUUUUCGGCAUUUCUGGCUGGAGAUGUGCCCUGGGGCAGUUGGUUUGACCAUGUGAUUGGCUGGUGGAAAGCUGUGGACAAACACCAGAUACUCUUUAUCUUCUAUGAGGACAUGAUCAAGGACCCAAUGCAUGAGAUACGGAAAGUCAUGAAGUUCCUCGGGAAGGACUUAUCUGAUGAGGUUCUGGAGAACAUCAAAUAUCGCACUUCCUUCCAGGCAAUGAAGGAGAACCCUAUGUCAAAUUACACCACACUACCCAAGGCUAUCUUUGACCAAACCAUAUCUCCUUUCAUGAGAAAAGGGACUGUGGGGGAUUGGAAAACCCAUUUCUCGGUGGCACAGAACAUUAUCUUUGAUGAGGAAUACAAGUGGGUUAAAGUUCUGCACUGAACUCUGAUAGAGAAUGAGAUCUAAGGACUGACUGGAGAUUCCCUUCAUCAUCUUCACACUGGGGACAACCUGUGCCCACAAGAUUGUACAGAGGAGCAAGAGGCACACGAAGCUCAAUAACAGAUUUUCCUAUUAUUUCUAUUUCUUGGUGGCACCUUUUUACACAGGACAUAAGGAACCUAUUAAAAAAAAAAAAUUACAAGUAUCACCUAUUCACAUGAUAAUAUAUAUUAGGGAGAAUCUGCUCAUAUACAUUAAGUGACUAUUAAAACCAGUAUAUUAUAGGGCCAUAUCAAGGCCUCUACAAAUCUCGUGUUAAUUAAAAGUUUUUAAAUAUGUGCAAAAAGCUGCAGAACCCUUCAAUUAAAAUGUAUCAUUUUAGUGUAUCAAAUGUGACCAUCUGUGAAGGCUAAAACCAAUGAGACUCAGAAACCAAAGUGCAAAAGUUACAAAUAAAUCUCAUUAUAUCAACUUAAA